AUGGCAGCCCACUUUGAACAGACGUGUUCGGUUGUUUCCAAUGGAAUUGUUCCUGUGAAUAAGUAUAAAUCCACUCGAACGGGUCUACAGGUCUUCAUAGCUGAAGUAGAAGGUCCACUUGUGAAUGGCUUCUUCUGUUUAGCAACCGAGGCACACGACGACGAUGGACUACCCCAUACCUUGGAGCAUCUUAUUUUUCUUGGAAGUGAAAAAUACCCAUUUAAGGGAGUGCUCGACAUGCUUGCAAACCGGUGCCUUGCACAGGGUACCAACGCAUGGACAGACACCGAUCAUACCUGCUAUACAGUCAUGACUGCUGGGAGCCAGGGAUUCCUGAAUCUUCUACCCAUCUAUCUAGAUCAUGUUCUCUACCCGACACUAACUGAAGCUGGUUAUGUUACUGAGGUCCAUCAUGUCAAUGGAGAAGGCGAGAACGCUGGGGUUGUUUACUGCGAAAUGCAAGGACGAGAAAACAGUGGGGAAAGUCGAUCUCAUCUUGCUAUGCUUCGGGAGAUGUAUCCUGGACAUUGUGGUUAUAAGUCCGAGACCGGGGGUAUCAUGAGGAACCUUAGGGAAAGUACAUCGAACACCAAGGUCAGACAAUAUCAUCAGGAUUUCUACCGCCCUGACAACCUAUGUCUCAUCAUCACGGGGCAAGUCAAACCUGAGGAGGUAUUCAAAGCAUUAGAGCCAUUUGAAGAGAAGAUUAUAGCUAAGGGCGCACUACCACCGUAUUUGCGCCCCUGGCAGAGUCAGGUCCCACCCCUCACUGAGAGUGUUGUGAAAUCCGUUUCAUUCCCAUCUGAUGAUGAAGCUAAUGGUAUGGUGUAUGUAGCAUGGAGAGCACCUAAAGCUAAGGACCUUUACAGCAUGGCAGCCCUCCAGGUCUUGAUGGAAUACUUGACCGAUACUUCGGUCGCUCCGCUACAACGAGAUUUUGUUGAGAGGGACGAUCCAUUCUGCAAUAGGGUACGCUACUCGGUUAUUGAAGCGACAGAGUCCUGCGUUUAUGUCAAGUUUGACAACGUUCCUAAAGCAAAGCUACCCGACAUCAAGAAAAGACUUGUUGAUGUUCUUGAGGGGAUAGCAUCGGGCAAAGAAGCAAUCGAUAUGAAACGGAUGGCUAGCGUUCUCCAUCGUCGAAUCCUAGAAUGUCUAAAUCAUAUGGAGGAACGACCUCACGAUACUUUUGCCUUCAUGGGUAUCGGGGACUUCUUGUACGGUGAAGACGAAGACCAGCUGGCCCAGCGACUCAAUCAAGUUGAGAACUACAAGAAACAAGUCAAGGAACCAGACACUUUCUGGACGAAGCUCAUGGCUGCGUACCUCACCUCCGCCAACUCUGUGACAAUUAUAGGUGAGCCAAGUCAGAAGCUCGCAGAAUCCAUGGCAGAAGAGGAGAAACAACGAGUUGCUAAGCAACGGGAAGAACUUGGAGAGGCUGGUCUUAAAGCGAAGGAUGAGACCCUACAGAAAGCAACAGAAGAGAAUGAGACUGAGCCGCCUGAAAAUAUGAUCAGCUCCUUAUCAGUGCCAGGAACAGACUCCAUCCAGUUUCAUCCCAUCAAUCGCCAUAGUAACCUCCCUAGCAACAAACCGACCAAUGGGGUGGCUGGAAUUGAUCUGCAGAAGAUACCCUUCACGUUCCAGUUAGAUGACAUCCAUACGAACUUUGUUCAGUUUUCUGUCAUGCUGGAUACAUCCUCAAUUCCUGCUAAGCUGAAGCCCUAUCUACCAGUAUUCAUUGAGAUUCUCUUUGAAUCUCCACUCAUCAGAGACGGAGUUCUUGUAUCCCAUGAGGAUGUUGUGACCCAGCUGGCAGCAGACACUCUAUCGACUGAAUCAAGUCUAGGAUUUAACGGCAAUCGAUUCCGAUGUGGAGAAUUCUCCCAGGUGGCUUUCAUUGAAAUGAAGGUUGAGAUUGAAAAGUACAAACGUGGUGUUCAGUGGUUACAAGAGCUUCUGUAUCAGACGCAAUUUGUCGCUGAACGUCUUAAGAUUGUCGCCAGUAAGAUGAUGAAUGAUGUAGCGAGACUAAAGAGAGAUGGACGGACGAUUGCCGUAGCUGCUCUCAAAGAACUCAACUUCAUUGAAGGGAGUAAUUUCUACGUUGCCAGUAUGAUGAGACAGCAUAAGUUCUUGUCUGGUAUGGUGACGAGAUUGGACAAAGAUCCGGAAGGCGUCAUCAAGGAAGUGAAUGAACUCCGUGACCUUUUGACCUCGCCUAGCAACCUCCGCAUCCACAUGGCAGCCGACAUGAAGAAACUGAAAGAAGUUGGAGAUGCCCAGUUGCCGUGGCAACAGUAUUUCGUAGAGAAAGAUGUCAAAGCUGAUACAAAAUGUGACAAGUUAGGUCAGAUUGCGAGUCAGCUGUUACGCCCAAGUGCGCCCAGUACCCCACUAGGUACCAUAGUGGGUGUAGGAUCGGUGGAGUCUGCAUUCCUGAUUCAGACUAUACCCUGCAUUACGAGUUACCUGGAGCCAGACCUACCAGCUAUCAUGGUUUACAUUGAAUGCCUUUGUGCUCUGGAGGGUCCAAUGUGGAAACAGAUUCGUGGUCUAGGCCUUGCUUAUCAUUAUCGUAUGUACUGCCGACCAGAAGAAGGACUACUGUACUUCCAGCUCUUCAAAUGCACACAUGUUGUCAACGCUUACAAACAAGCCAUUGAGAUUGUGGAGGGUUACUUGAAUGGUACAACGACCUUUGACCCUGUCCAGCUAGAGACUGCCAUCAGUAGCGUCUUAUAUGAAGUCAUUGAGAGAGAAGAAACUGUGGCUUCAACUUCUAAAGUCUCUUUACUCAGUUACUUCAGAGGAACCGAUCAAAGCUAUAACAGAAAUCUGUUGUCACAGAUCACCAAAGUUACUGUUGCAGACUUGAUGCGCAUCGGUGAGAAGUACAUGCGCCCUCUAUUUGAUUCCAGUAAAUCACGCUGCGCUGUUUGCUGUCAAUCCUCAAAGGUUGAUGAAGUGAAGGAAGGAUUCAAAGCUCUUGGACGUGAUUUGAGCGUGAUGGCUACAUUGGAAGAUGGAUUCCAAUGAUUUGACUCGAGUAGAGAAUGAAUAACCGAGAAUACGCCAAUGGAUGUAAUGUUAAUCAUGAAGGAUAUCUUUAAAUGUUUGUGGCCCUCUAGAGAGCAGAAAUAUAUAAACUUGUAAGGACACUCUUAAAGACACUGGACACUAUUGGUAUAUGUCAAAGACCAGUCUUCUCACUUCGUGUAUCUCAACAUAU
Asterias rubens (European starfish) is the source of this 3235-nucleotide messenger RNA. RefSeq lists its product as uncharacterized. Gene Ontology annotation, molecular function: metal ion binding. Bases 1 to 3042 code for a protein of 1013 amino acids. The record is from RefSeq and is a predicted model, not a curated record. NCBI's taxonomy places the organism in Eukaryota, Metazoa, Echinodermata, Asteroidea, Forcipulatida, Asteriidae. The transcript has 22 exons.